UGUUUCUCCAAAUGAUUAUUCAGGCUCCGGCGGAGAAAGGAGCACUCGGCACGCAGCGCCUUGCCCCUCGCCACGGCGCCCCCGCCCGCCCCCGGGCUGUCGCGGCCGCCGGCACCGGAGCCGCUCGGAGCCGCCGCCGCCGCUCGCCGCGGGGCCAGCUCCGCCGUCGGGCUCGGGCUGGAGCCGCCGGCAGCGGGGCUCCGGGCUCCGCUCGCCGCUCGCCCCGGGGCCGGGCCGCGGGGGGCGGCCGAGCCAUGAGCCCGGCCCCAGCGGCCGGCCCCGAGCCGCCGGCCGGCCCCGAGCAGCAGCAGCAGCAGCAGCAGCAGCCCGAGGAGCAGCGCCCCAACACCGCCGGCACCGCAGCCACCAGCGGGGGCUCGCCCGGCCUGCCCUGAGCCUCUCCGCCGCCGCCGAGGUUUCUGACCGAAGGGCCUGGGAGCUCCCUGCAGUGGUGCCGUGGGCCGCUCCAGCCAAACCAAUGCACCCUGACAACAAACUGCCCAGCCAUGGCAAGGCAGGCAGCGGCGGUGCCCCAGCCCAGCACCACAACGUGAGCCAAGCACCCACCUGCAACCUGGGCUCCAAGGGUGUGGGGGCGGGCAGCCAUGGCAGCAAGGCCACUCAGAUCUCCCCUGGCAACUCUGGACUGAAAAACAGCCAGAACGCUGUCCCAAACUUCAGCUCCUUGAAGGGCAAGGUGAAACGGGAACGAAGCAUCUCAGUGGACUCCGGAGAGCAACGAGAAGCCAGCACCCCGUCGCUGGACACGGAAUCGAAAGGUGAGGUAGCUCCCCGCAGCAAGCGGCGGUGUGUGCUGGAAAGGAAGCAGCCGUACAGCGGGGACGAAUGGUGCUCGGGACCAGACAGCGAGGAAGACGACAAGCCCAUCAGCAGUGCACACAAUUGUAAUGUAGCAGACCCUGCGAUGUCCACAGCCUCGCAGCUUGGCCCAGGGUCCAACCCGUUGCCAAACCUGAACGAGACCAGUUCUUCCAGCACGCCUCAUGGUGCUGCCCCGGGCUUACGGUCGGACGGUGCAGGAGGAGGAGGCAGCGGAGCAGGAAAGCAGCCCUCGCAGUUCGUUUACGUCUUCACAACGCACCUUGCUAACACAGCUGCGGAAGCUGUCUUGCAGGGCCGAGCUGACUCCAUUCUGGCCUAUCAUCAGCAAAACGUCCCGCGGGCAAAGUUAGACCAGGCGCCAGCUCACAAAGUGCUGGGGGUUGCUGAGCAGCCUCCGAUGAACCCUCCUGCUGCCAACACUCCACAGACCCAGCCACCAGCACCUCAAGCUAGCCAGCCACAGCCUCCCCCACCGCAGCCUCCUCCUCCGCCUCAGUCCAUCGGUCAAACAGCUUUGCCUGCGCCCAGCAGCCUGCCCCAGGAAGGGACAAGCGAAGAUGUCCGGAGAGAUCUGACUCCCAACUCUCUGGGAAACAACAGUGCCAGCAACCAGCCCGGGAAUAACCACCCCAAUACGCCCACUGCAUCUGCCAACACCAUGCAGCCUGGGCAAGUGGACUCGGCUACACCCAGCUCCAGCCUCCUCGGGGAGGGCCCAGGCUCAGGGAUGCAGGGGAACGGGCAGGCAGGCCUGGGCCCCAGAAACCCUAUGAACUCCGAGGGGCUCUCGAAGGAGCAGCUGGAGCACCGCGAGCGCUCUCUGCAGACCCUGCGGGACAUUGAGCGCCUGCUGCUGCGCAGUGGGGAGGCUGAGCCCUUCCUGAAGUCCGGCCAAACCACAGGGGAGGGUGGCACUGCCCCUCAGCCCCAGGCUGCCCCUGCCCAGCCUCCUGUACCCCCUGCCAGCAUGAAGAAGUACGAAGAGCCUCUGCAGUCCAUGAUUUCCCAGACCCAGAGCCUCGGUGGCCCCAGCCUGGAGCAUGAGGUACCCCACCAUCCGGGCACUGACAUGGGGCAGCAGAUGAACAUGAUGAUGCAGCGGCUGAACCAGGACAGCCUGACACCGGAGCAAGUCGCCUGGAGGAAGCUGCAGGAAGAGUACUACGAGGAGAAGCGCCGGAAAGAGGAGCAGAUCAGCAUCCACGGGCGGCCCAUGCAGGAGAUCAUGAUUCCACAGUCUAUGGGCAGCAUGAUGAUGCGUGGGCCCCCGCCACCUUACCACAGCAAGCCUGGGGAGCAGUGGCCACCAGGGAUGGGCGGCCAGCUGCGGGGUCCUAUAGACGUGCAGGACCCUAUGCAGCUAAGGGGAGGGCCGCCCUUCCCAGGGCCACGAUUCCCUGGAAAUCAAAUGCAGAGAGUCUCUGGCUUUGGAGGGAUGCAGAACAUGUCCUUGGAUGCUCUUGGGCCCAUGAAUGCUAUGCAGAGGCCGGUCAGGCCUGGCAUGGGAUGGAGCGAUGAUCUGCCUCCUAUGGGAGGCCCUGGGAACUUUCCGCAAGGCUCCCUGCCGUACCCAUCGGGGCAAGGGGACCCUGAAAGGUUCAUGAAUCCCCGUGCCAGGGAGGAGAUCCUGAGGCACCAGCUGAUGGAGAAACGCCCGGUCGCAAUGCAGAGGCCCAUGGGGAUGUCCAGCAACUCCAUGGGCCAGGGGAUGGAGAUGGAGAGGAUGAUACAGGCUCACAGGCAGAUGGAUCAAUCCAUGUUUGCUGGGCAGAUAACGGGGGACAGCCUGAGCAGUGCCCCCAUGGGAAUGGAUUUUGCAGGCACGCGGGGGAUGCUGAGCCCCCCUAUGAGCCAGUCGGGCCUUCGGGACAUGGAUGCACCCAUGGGCCCCGGCAACCUCAACAUGAACAUGAAUGUCAACAUGAACAUGAACAUGAACCUCAACGUGCAGAUGACCCCCCAGCAGCAGAUGAUGAUGUCGCAGAAGAUGAGGGGCCCUGACAUGAUGGCCCACCAGGGCAUGAGCCCCGAGGAGCUGGCCAGGGUGAGGGCUCAGAACGGCAACGGCAACGCCAUGCUGGGGGGGGCGCAGAAAAUGGUGAUUCCCUCCCAGUUCCCCAGCCAAGGACAACAAGGCUUCUCAGGCGGGCAAGGACCUUACCCCAACAUGUCCCAGGAGAUGGGCAGCACCUCAGACAUGUUCAGCCCUGAGCAGGGCACCAUGCCCGUGGGGAGCAUCAGCGGCACCACCAGACUCAGCCACAUCCCUCUGCCUCCAGCCACCAAUCCUACACCCGCACAAGGGGGCAACUUGGCCAACAUGCAUCCAGCACCUUCCCGGGGGCUGGGCCGCCGGCCCUCUGACCUCACCAUCAACAUCAGCCAGAUGAAUUCCCCCAGCAUGGGGCACCUCAAGUCCCCCACCCUCAGCCAAGUGCAUUCACCGCUGGUCACUUCCCCUUCUGCCAACCUCAAGUCCCCGCAGACGCCCUCACAGAUGGUCAGCAUGCCACCUUCUAACCAGUCUGGACCCCUUAAGUCCCCCCAGGUGAUGAGCUCCUCACUUAACGUCCGGUCCCCCACGGGCUCACCGAGCCGCCUGAAGUCCCCCUCCAUGGCUGUUCCUUCCCCCGGCUGGGUGCCGUCUCCCAAAGCCACGCUGCCCAGCCCAGGAGUCACCCAGAGCAAGCAGCCGCUCAGCAUGAACUCCUCUGCUUCCAUGGCAGGACUGGAUCAGGGUUCUCUCCCUUCUGGGCCCAGGAGCAGUUCUUCGGCACCAGCCAGUAACCAGCCAGCCUCCAGCACCAUGAACCCCAAUAUGCCUUUUACUUCCUCCCCGGAUCCAUCGCCCUCCCAGAACCCCCUUUCCCUGAUGAUGUCUCAGAUGUCCAAGUAUGCUAUGCCCAGCUCCACGCCUCUUUACCACAAUGCCAUCAAAACCAUUGCCACCUCUGACGACGAGCUGCUGCCAGACAGGCCUAUGCUUCCCCCGGGGAGCAUGUCAGGUGUGACAGGGAAUCAGACAAAUCAACUGCACUUAAACUCCGUGGGACCUGGAUCUUCUCAGAGCCCCAUGGGAAUGAACCUGCCUGGUCAGCAGCCCCUCUCCCACGAACCACCCCCUACCUCCAUGAUGUCCUCCCCAAACCCUCUGGGCUCCAACAUUCCUAUGCACCCAAGUGCACCGGGGGCAGGCGUCCCCCCCCCGAACCCCAUGAUGCUGCCCCCGGGGCCCCAGGACUCGCUGAACCAGCAGUGCGGCCCCGUGCCAAACAGCUCGCAGAUGAUUCCUUCCAACCAGCUCGUGUUCCCCCGCAUGCAGCAGCCCCACAACGCCAUGCAGUCUCCUGCAGGAGGCAUGCCCAUGGUCCCCGGCGGGGCAGGCGGCCCCGGCAUGCAGCAGCAUUACCCCCCGGGGAUGCCCUUGCCACCCGACGACCUUCCUGCCCAGCAGCCCGGCCAGAUGCCCCCUCAGCAGCACAUCAUGGGCAAGAACAUCCCUCCUCGGAUCGGCGAGACCUACCCUGCCGUGCUCCCCGGGGUGGCAUCGGUGCUGAACGACCCCGAGCUCAGCGAGGUCAUCCGCCCCACGCCCACCGGCAUCCCCGAAUUCGACCUCUCCAGGAUCAUCCCCUCGGAGAAGCCAAGCAGCACCUUGCAGUAUUUCCCCAAAAGCGACAGCCAAGCACCCAAAUCGCAGCCUUCCAACCUCCACCUCAUGAACCUGCAGAACAUGAUGGCUGAGCAGCCCCCCGUGCGGCCAGGUAUGAACGCCCCCAGCCUCCCGGGGCAGCAGGGCGUGCAGCGGGGACUCGGCAUGCCCAUGUGCCAUCCCGGACAAGUGCCCAUGCUGGGCAGGACAGGCAUCCCGCCCCAGCAGGGUAUGAUGGGCAACAGCAUGCACCAGGGCAUGAUGUCUCCGCAGCAGAGCCUGAUGGCCCAGCAGAAUUUCAUGCUGAUGCAGGCCAAGCAGAGGAGCAUGUCCGUGUCGGGGGAGAUGUACGCCCAGACGGGACACAUGAUGUCACCUCAGGGCUCGCUCAUGGGGCCCCCGCCGCAGCAGAACCUAAUGGUCACGCACCAGAUGAGGCAGAGGAGUGUCUCCCUGGACAGCCAAAUGAGUUACAUCCCCGGGCCGGGGAACAUGGCAAACCUGCCUUUCUGAGCACGGGGGGGCCGGGUUGUACAGAUGUUUUUAAACCUUUCGUCGGGGGUGGGUUGGGGCCAACGCCAGUGGAGGACACCAAGUGGGAUGCUUUUCAUAUCGGAUUUGCCUCUCUACAGAAAACCACAUGUGCAGUAAACUUGAUGUGAAUUGUUCUUUUUUUUUUCUUCUUUUCUUUUUUUUUUUUUUCCUCCUUUUUUUUUGAGGGGAAAGGGGAGGGUGGAGGGACUGGGAGUGGGAGUGGGGCUGUUAAUUUUGAACCCUGUGUGUUGUCCAGGGACUUCCAGACCCUGUGGCAGUUUGUAAAGUUUUCAUUUAUCAUUUUCCUCCUUCAAGUGUUUUUCUUUCUUUUUUUUUUUUUUUUAUUUUUUCCUUCUCUCUCCUUUUUUUCCUUUUUUCCUUUUUGUUUUUUUUUUCCUUUAAAGCAACCAAAAUGCGCAAGAGGGUUUUUGGAACUAGCUGUAAAUAGGUCGCUGAGAAAGGCAAAACUUGUGCUGGUUUUUAAUUGUUCUGUAUUUCUGUGUUUUAAUAGAAGCCUCAAAACAUGUUUUAAAAAAAAAAAAAAAAAAAAAAGAACAAAAAACAUGCUGAAGGCAACAGUGUACAAGGAUUGAAAGCUCUCCUGGGGGGAGGCAGGAGGAUCCCCCAGGGUGCACAGGGCGUCGAGAGAUUUCAUUAUAGAGUGACUCUUUGUCAAACCUGUGUCAUUCAUGCGUUGGAGCAGUUUGCAUGUGCAGGUUGUACGGUUUCACGCAGAUCUUAGGCCCCUGUGGAGUCUGUGCUGAGCACCAGAACACAACCAGUGACUGAGGACCACUGGGGAGGUCGGAGCUGUGGCCCCAGCCACUGGAGCAGCGCUCAGCUGGCCGGGCAGAGGCCUCAGCCUCUCGGGAUCCCGCUGGCACUGCUCCACGGGGAUGCUGCUUUGGCUGUGAAAGCUGGGUUGCUCCUCCCGGUGCUUCCCGGAGAGGCCAGCCAGGAGCCCUGCCCUUUCGCAGCCUUCCUCCACCAGUCCUUCACCCACCCAUCGUCCGCCGUGAUCACAACGUGUCCCCUCUACCUCUGCUGUUGAAUGGUCUCCCAGGUCUUCCUUCCCCAUCACACUUGCCUGUGCUCCUCAUCCGGGCUUUCAGAGGCAGUUUUUGUCCCAUCUUGCCCCGAGCUCCCUGUUGCAGCCCCGCCGUACUGCACUGUAGAGGGCCAGCUGGUGCGGGUGAGCUGUCCCUGCACGCAAUACUCAGCUCAGAAGCAGAGUUGUCUUGCAUGGUGUCAGCUGUGUGGCUGCUGCGUGUCACGGGCUGCUCUGCGUUUCUGAUCUCAGAGGCUGAGGUUCUUAUCCCGAGGCUGACGGAAGCCAUUUGAACAACUCAGGCUUUUCUGGAUGCGCUUCGCCCUCCCAUCCUCCGUUCUGUAAGGUCUUCCUGCACAUGGCACCAGUGUUUUUUUUUCCUGUGUCUGUCCACUGAAGGGACUGUGGGGUUAAGCACAUGCACUUCUGUACACACAGGAUCUCUGGAUCUCUGCAGGGACCACGUUCCAGCAUGGUGAACCCUAUGGGUAUCCCACUGUGAACUCAGGGCACUCGAUUGCCACACGAACACCAGCUGGAGGAUUAUCUCUGCAAAGCCAGACUCAGCAUACUACCUCUCUUGUAACAGCGCUCACCUUUCCCUACUUGAAACCGCAGGGAGGAGAAGGCUUUCAGAAGGGGAGGUCGUCAAGUAGAGAGGGAUUGGCAAAGCUUUUUAUUGUGUUGCAAGCUGUUAGAAAAGACCGGCAGGUGGUGAAAUGUCACUCCAGUGUCUGCGUUGAUUGGAUCUGUAACGAGAUUUAGCCACAAAGUCUGAUCAGGAAUACCCUGACGUGUUGGGGUAUUUGUAGAGUGCGGUACUAGGUUGGAAGUGUGGGUCUGGAUCUGAGGAAGAACUUCACUCUGGUCUCCUGCUUCGUGGUGUUUAAGAUCUGACCGAGCAUUGCUUUAAAAAAGUGGCAAACCAGGAACAAUCCUGGAAAGUGCUCGUCCCUGCCUUGGCAGUUAGGGCAAAGAGGAAUCGUCUUCAACCUGGGCUAAGUAAGUGUGCUUUGGACCUGACAUUGUAGCUGCUUGGAUUCUCCAUCCUCUCAGGGUGUGUGUUUCACCUGGGAGGAUGUGGCUCGAGCAGAUGCAGCUUUUUCUUAGCUUGACUAGCCUGAAAGGCUGUGGCUUCCCUUGGCUGCACUUUGGGGUGUUGGCUGCUGGUAUUUUCUCGUAAACACCCAAAUACCAACGCCAUCCCCGAACCUUGCUCAUCACCCACCAGCUAGUCUCGGUUAAUUUAAAGCCAUAAUAUUUUUUAUAUAUAUAUUAAAAAAAAAAAAAGCUUUUUUUUGUUUGUCUGUAGACAGCUGUUCUUUCGGUCCAGUUAAGAUCUCUGCCUGUCAGUACCUCCCCUGUCGUCCCCUCCACCCAGCCCAACUCAGAAGUUGCCUGGGACUCCCCGCGUCCCCCUGUCAGCAGCACCUUGUCCCUGUGUCCUCCGCAGCACUGGAGAAGCCACCGCUGCCCGCACGUGGGCAGCCUGAUGGCAGGAGGAAGACCUGUCCUUGGGUGAUAAAUUACUAGGAAGCAAACCCUUUCGACUCAGCAUACAAAAGGGAAAUCCUGGCAUUAUUCCAGCUGCGGGCUGUGGGUUUCAGAGCAGCACUCGGGGGGCUCUUCCUCAAAACCCCCCUGCCCUGAAGCCAGCCAGCCCUACCCUGACUGCUGUGACGGGGGAACCACAGGGAGACGAGGUGCACAGCACCUUCUGCCUGGGCACUGCUCCUCGCUGUGCCCGAGCUCAGCACUUCUGGCAGGAGCUUCUCUGGAAGCGAAGUAACAGCAAGUCCUCGUUAGACCUGGGCAGAGUGUGCCAUCGGCCGGCUACCCGCUGCUGUGAGCUGUGUCUAGUCUCGUGUCUUGUCGUUUAUUGCUCGGCUUCCCAGCUUGAGUUCUGUGUACUGACUCCACCUAAUCACGGUAAAAGGUUUGCCCAUGUUUUAGCCAUGACUUCGCAAUGUUGUUUUUUUUUCUGGCUCUGAAAAGUAAACGUUGGGAAACAGCAUCUUUCAGUACAUCAGUAAUCACACACCUGGAAUUAGCUUUCACAUUGAGGUAAUGGUGACUGACCUGUUCUCUGUCAUCCCAUGGAGAAACUUCCCCAGUCAUUUUGUACCAUUAUAUAAAUAUAUAUAUAAAUAUAAAUAUAUAAAUACAAUAUGUGAAGACAUCUUAUUGGUUUUUAUUUGAAACAAUUUUUAGGCUUGUUUUUGGGUAUCUGUGCUGCCUGUAAUGUAUUGACCUGUUUUAUAGGUGCCUUUUUAUUAAAAAGACAAAUUUCAAAACCUGA
Anas platyrhynchos (mallard) is the source of this 8376-nucleotide messenger RNA. It is a transcript of the gene BCL9L, whose product is annotated as BCL9 like. The record is from RefSeq and is a predicted model, not a curated record. Lineage: Eukaryota; Metazoa; Chordata; Aves; Anseriformes; Anatidae. Gene Ontology annotation, biological process: negative regulation of transforming growth factor beta receptor signaling pathway; positive regulation of transcription by RNA polymerase II; canonical Wnt signaling pathway. Gene Ontology annotation, cellular component: beta-catenin-TCF complex. Gene Ontology annotation, molecular function: transcription coactivator activity; beta-catenin binding.